AGCUCUUCUGAAAACAAAAUAAUAGGUCUUUUGGAUGUCUGAGGAUUUGACUGAGGAGCGUAUUAACAGAGGGCUGAGUAUAUAAGUUAUCAGUCUAUCUGUGUAUUCUUAGAGGGACCUACGGCUACUUUCUUGUUCAGCCCGCUCAAUUUGGACAAAGAGCGCAGCUAAACUAGCUUAAUAACGAUGGUAUCAUUGUGUAAUGUCAAUCAAAUUGAACGUUAAUAGGAAGAACAGAACACAAAGUAACCAGAGUCACGGUGCACUUCUCUGCCACCAUGGACCCACUUAAUACUUUGUCCAACUUUGAGUCCGAGAUGGAGACUGAUGGGCAAGGCAGUUAUUCUUUAUUCCCAGCCUUGGACAACAUGACGAGCCUGUCGGGCACUUCUGAAACUCUCGAGACUGAGCCACCCAGUGAUGUCACAGAUAAGCCAAACCUCACCUGGCUUGAUGCUGCCCAGAUUGUACUCGAGGAGGCCGGGCGUCCUAUGCACAUCAAAGAGAUCAAACAGAGGAUCAUUGAUCGUGGACUGGUGCAAUCUAAUGCGAAAUCAAGCCUUGAGGCUGUAAUGUACCGUGAGACACAGAAAGGAAGCAGACGCUUCAAGAGGGUUGAGAACAGAAAUGGAGUGUUUGCUCUGUUGACAGAUGAGGAGAGGCAGCAAGCGCUGCAGGCUUUCUCUGCCCAGACUGCCUUCUCCAGCUCUGGCUCGGGCUCUUCACUGGCCCCCUUGCCCUCACCUUCCAGUCUCCCUGACCCCAAGCCCAAAGCAAAGAAAGCCCCCCGCAAGAACCAGAAUGAGAAAUACCGGCUAAAGUACCUGAGACUGCGAAAGGCUGCACGGGCGAUGAUAUUUGAGAAUGCAGCACUGUGUGAUGAGAUUGCUCACUUGGAGGAGAAGUUUGUCAGAGCAAAAGAGGAGAGGAGGUUUCUUCUGAAGUCUCUGCUGCAGUACCAGUCCCUGUCAGAGGGGGAGCUCCCAACCCCCAGUGGCAGUUCCCAUACACCGGUCGCAUUAAACUCUGGCGGGACCCCUGUGCUUCCUGGUGCCCACAGCCUGGGGCCUGGGGCUGUUGGUACUGAAGAGGGAUUCAUAAAGAAGCCCAAAAAAGAACGGAAGGAAAGAGGAAGAGAAAAUGGAAAAGAGGAAGUUCCUAAAAAGAUAUCAAAGAAAAGGAAAGUAGCAGAUGGCGGAGCCCGUAAGCUUGUGCAGCCAAUCCCGUUGGACUCCUCCGGACGACCUGUCUUCCCCAUUGUACUGGGUGGGCUAACCAUCUACAGCCUGGGAGAGAUCAUCACAGACAGACCUCAUUUUCACGACGAGAGUGCUAUCUACCCUGUGGGCUUCUGCAGCACACGCAUGUUCGCCAGCAUGAAGAAUCCUGACCAACAAUGUCUUUAUACCUGUCAAAUUAAAGACGGAGGUCAAGGGCCACAGUUUGAGAUUGUGCCUGAAGAGGACCCUCAGAAUGCCAUUGUUGCCUCGUCUGCGUUAACCUGCCAUGCCAACCUGCUGAAGGCCAUCGCUGCCAUGAGGGGAAAACCUUUGAGCCACAUUGUGCCGUCUGGAGCAGAUUUCUUUGGUUUCUCCCACCCCACCAUUCAGAACCUGAUCCAAAGUUGUCCUGGGGCUCGCAAGUGUAGCAAUUAUCACUGGGUGCGUUUUGAGGUGUGUCGCCCUGGUGACGGCCAAGUGCCACAUGGUCUGUCAGAGGACGACGCGUCGGUGAACUUUGAGGCGUUCCUGCGACACCAGGGCAACGAGGAAAACCCGACCCCAGAACAGACCGGUACAGGUCGACCUGCUCAAGUCCCUGUUUCAUCACAUCAGCACCUGCUGAGCACUGUCACUCUGGCAGCACAACCUGCAGUGGGCACUGCCCUUUCUACCACCUGAGCCAAACCCUGGCCUGGAUGAACCCUCGAGGGGAUGUGAGAGUGUUUUGGUAGUGAUCUGUGAUUAGAAACUUGUUUGUGUUUUGCUUUGACGGGAUCAAGAGAACACCUAAUUGCAUAUGGCUUGUCAGAAAAACGCUGACAAACCGUGAGUAAUUAACAAUAGUUGUCAUUGCCAGCUUGUGGUCUGUCCAGGUGUCUCCGUGAUGAUUUAGCUUCUACAGUUACAGAACAAAGAAAACAAAAACUUGAAAUUUUUUUCACUAAGACCAAGAAAUGUUCUCACUUUUCACAGUAUAAGGACAUUUUGAACUCGUUACGUUUGUGAAAAUGUGAAUU
This is a messenger RNA of Chanos chanos (milkfish), 2239 nucleotides long. It is a transcript of the gene fyrd1, whose product is annotated as transforming growth factor beta regulator 1. Bases 279 to 1901 code for a protein of 540 amino acids. The record is from RefSeq and is a predicted model, not a curated record. Gene Ontology annotation, cellular component: nucleus. Gene Ontology annotation, biological process: regulation of DNA-templated transcription; regulation of cell cycle. The transcript has 15 exons. NCBI's taxonomy places the organism in Eukaryota, Metazoa, Chordata, Actinopteri, Gonorynchiformes, Chanidae.